Molecule: messenger RNA, 336 nt
Organism: Parathielavia appendiculata
Lineage: Eukaryota; Fungi; Ascomycota; Sordariomycetes; Sordariales; Chaetomiaceae
Exons: 2
Coding region: 1-336 (111 amino acids)
Source: RefSeq, a predicted model, not a curated record
AUGGUUGCAACGCCAGUAACGACCGACAUCGUUGUUUCCGACUACUUCAACCAAGAACCUUCCAUGAGAGGCGAUCCAAGAGGUUCGCGGCCGCUUCCGAUGUAUCCACUCCUCCGGCAAGUAUUCCCUCUUCUGCAGCGUAAUCUUCGGCCACUGGGCAAGGUCUUUGGCCGGCAGAGCCUCGAAAUCGACGUCGGCAGCGCUUGGAUUUGCUUCGCGAGGCUCACGCGGUUGGAAACGGCCUUCUUGGGCGGCAACGGGAAGGCAGGCUCGACGGCUGGUACGCUGGCCAACCUGUUCGACUCUGUCAUCUUCAACAACGGGUUGGGGUUAUAA